Messenger RNA from Pelobates cultripes (western spadefoot toad), 505 nucleotides. The record is from the annotation of a GenBank genome assembly. Lineage: Eukaryota; Metazoa; Chordata; Amphibia; Anura; Pelobatidae.
AUGGUGCCUGAAGCGCAACCCGAGGUGGAGGACUCAGAGGAUGCGCAGGAGGAGGCUGAAUCCCUUGCCUCAUCGCACCAAAAGGAAGCAGACCAGGAGUCCGGGUCAGAAGAAGACUUAACACCAUCUACAAGAGGUGAUAUCAAGAAGCUGCUCCGUGACCUCCGCAAAGUGUGGAAGGAGGACCUCCAUGAGACCCAAAAAGAGCUGGAUAUCGUGACCCAGAAGAUAAAAAGGGUAGAGGAGAGAGAGAAAGCCAGUCACAUAUAGAGGAGCUUACACAACAGGUUCGACAUAUGCAGAGAAAAAUGGCUUUCAUGGAAUCUCGGCACAGACGCCGGAAUGUCCAACUGAAGGGAGUGCCAGAAAUGGUCAGUGGGGAGGAAUUACUACCCUACGCCCAGAGACUGUUCCUAUCCAUGGACCUUAAGGGAAUAGAUGACCCACCCAUGCUGCUGACUGCAUUUCACAUUCACAAAGCCGCCACAGCUCCAGCCGACUCACC